AAGAGGAUGGAGACGCUGCUUCCUGUGCUGAAGAGUCACCCAGGCCCGUCUGUGCUGGUGUGCGCGCUGCUUUUUAGGGUGGCCCACAGGCUGCUUCAAAGGCUGCCUGUGCCCAGGGUGGUGAAGCAGGAUGAAUUUCGCUCCUGGAAGUGGCAGAAUCUUUCUGUCUCAGUGGUGCAUUCCCUGCUGACUGGGACAUGGGCUCUGAUUUGUUUGGUGGUUUGGCCAGAGGCAUUGAACAACAUCCCCUCGUAUCACACUCCCCUGUCCUACCUGCUCAUCUGCGUCUCAACAGGAUACUUUGUGCAAGAUGCAGGAGAUAUUAUUGUAACAGGACAUGCAAGAGGAUCGUGGGAAUUCUUACUUCAUCAUGCACUGGUGAUCUGGUGUUUCAUGUAUGCCCUCUACACUCAGCGGUAUGUAGCUGGCGCUGUGAUUGCUCUCUUGGUGGAGGUCAACAGUCUCACCCUGCACCUGAGGCUGAUGCUGAAACUGGCAUGUGCCCAGUCCUCCAACAUAUACCGCAUCAACAAAUGUGUCAACCUUUUCACCUACAUCAUAUUUCGUCUGAGCACCCAAUUCUACCUCUCCUACUACAUCAUCGCCAAUUACGACUGGCUGGACCACGGUGCAUACUUCCUCGUCUCCAUGAUGAUGAUGAAUAUUAUGAUUCUGAUUUAUUUCUACCGCCUGCUCCGUGCUGACUUCUUCCCCCGGAGUAAAAGCUAUGUGGAACAGAAUGGGAUCCAUAACAACAACUCCAAAAAGUUUCUCAGUGACUGAUGGUUUAUAGGACUAUGUCAUGUUUUUAUUUAGGGUGAGAGUUUACACAUUUUGACUUUUUUAAAUUGUAACUGACACCAUUCCUCAUAAGGACAGGUUCCCUUGUUGUCUCACUGCCAAAUAACAACCUCUCCCCUCAAAACAAUAAAUAGGAGCCAGGUGCAGCCUUGUUUAGGUGCUGUUUUGCUGAAAUUCUGGAAAGUCAGAAAACUGGCUUUUUACUGGGAAAAUACAAUGCAACAACACAGCUUUAAUUGAAGCCAAAAUUGAACUUCUUUCAACCCUUGAGGUGUUACCAGUUUUAGCAUAUUAAAAAUGGAUUUUCAGUAUCAUGUAACCUUAAAGAAAUUCAUUCACUUUUUUGCUAAAUAUGCUUUGCAGUUUUCAUGGCAACAGUUAGGUGACAAGACUGACUCCAUGACUCCAACCACUCCCGUGGCUAUAUAGCAAAUACAAAGCAAGCCUGCAGUCACUUAGCUUAGCAUCAAGACCUGCAAUGGGGAGACAGCUAGCCUGAAAAACCUCCCAUAAAAGCAUGACUUAUGUUUUUGUACAGAUUAAACAAACUGGAUAUGUUAAUUAAUGAGAUUUAGAGGGGCUGGUAGAGGCAUUUUUACUGUGUUUUCAUAGACCUGGGCUUGCUGCUUCCCCCUUGUUUCCCAGAAUUUGUGCUAAGCUAAGAUACCUGUUAGGGACUGUACAGUAUAUUUAGCUCACAGACACAAGAGGAAUAUCAGUAUUUUCAUUUAAUGCUUUCAAAAUGUUGAACUACUGCUUUAAGAUUAAAUUUCAGCAUCAUAUAAGCAAUACACAUUUUGGGAACUAGGCUUAUUUGCUUUCUUGCUGAGAUAUAAGUGUACUGAUAGAUACCAUUGGACAACCAGCAGCAGUUAGCCUAGAUUUGCUUAGUGUAGAUGAACAUAAAGACAUAAAGAAACAGCUGGCCUAGCUCUGUCUGAAGGUAACAAAACCUGCCACUGGUUUUUGUACAGUUUAAGCCAACAAGACCUAUUGUGUUAAUUGGUGAGCUUUACGGAAGCUCUGCUGUAUUAUGGACUGUAUUUUAUAUUUUAUGGAUCAGUAUCAUAACAAGCAAAUUGUUUGCUAAACACAAGAGUAAUAAUGGCUACUAUACAGUAGUGCAAUCUGAACAAAGUGUUAUAAUGCUACGUGCUUUUUAGUAUAGCACAAUAGGGAAUGUGGAUGUACAGUAUGUCACGCUGGGCUGAAUGUUGGGAUGGGGGCACCAUUU
Monopterus albus (swamp eel) is the source of this 2035-nucleotide messenger RNA. RefSeq names its product TLC domain containing 1 (gene tlcd1). The record is from RefSeq and is a predicted model, not a curated record. NCBI's taxonomy places the organism in Eukaryota, Metazoa, Chordata, Actinopteri, Synbranchiformes, Synbranchidae. Gene Ontology annotation, cellular component: plasma membrane. The coding region runs from base 7 to 783 and encodes 258 amino acids. The transcript has 4 exons. Gene Ontology annotation, biological process: membrane assembly; plasma membrane organization; regulation of membrane lipid distribution.